AUGCCCACUGGGGGUUCUUCUGGGGGCAGUCGACGCAGAUCUUGUUGCCGGGCUGCGAUUGGAGGUCGCGGAGCCGCCGUGAGGCCGCCAUUAGGUGCCGGGUCGAGUCGGGGAUUCGGUCGGAGACGGUGGCUCCGGGGGUUUGUAGAUCGGAUCGGAUCAAUGGGAGAACAAAAAAUGGUCGAUGCAAAAUUUGAGAAUGGAGGAAAAAUAGUAUCAGCAUUUGGGAAGAUCAGCCGGAGGAGGAGGAAGCUUCUGGUUCGGGAGUUUGCCGUUGAGGACGAGCCACGCCAUCUUCAAUCCCCAGCUCGUUGUUUACUUUACUUACCUGGAUUAUCAGCUAAAAACCGAAUGGCGACCCACCCGCCAGCUGGCACUCCAACGGUGUUCCUCUCAACCGGGUCGACAAGGUUGAAACUUUUCGGGUCUUCUCUCGGGUCGAAAUUGCCGAAUCCUUGCCCCACCACAAAGAAAUUAAAUCCAUGGAGAUGA
This is a messenger RNA of Striga asiatica, 492 nucleotides long. The record is from the annotation of a GenBank genome assembly. NCBI's taxonomy places the organism in Eukaryota, Viridiplantae, Streptophyta, Magnoliopsida, Lamiales, Orobanchaceae.